This is a messenger RNA of Melanotaenia boesemani (Boeseman's rainbowfish), 5275 nucleotides long. Its product is annotated as scavenger receptor cysteine-rich type 1 protein M130. The transcript has 19 exons. The record is from RefSeq and is a predicted model, not a curated record. NCBI's taxonomy places the organism in Eukaryota, Metazoa, Chordata, Actinopteri, Atheriniformes, Melanotaeniidae. Gene Ontology annotation, cellular component: membrane. The coding region runs from base 26 to 3934 and encodes 1302 amino acids.
UCUUCAGUCAUGAGCUGUGGUGAAGAUGUGGUUCCUCAUCCUCAUCACCUACAUCUUUGUUCGCAUUGAGCCAGUGAACUUAGAAGGCAGAGGUAGGGCCAUUCUACGGAAUCCAGACAACAAAAGCAACCCAUGUGAAGGCAUUGUUGAAGUCUACUAUAAUGGCACGCCAGGCAACGUUGGAGAUAAAUUCUGGUCAAGCAACACUGAAAAUGUUGUGUGCAAUAUCACUCACUGUGGGACACCGGAGACCUCAGAAGACGAAUACAUCAGUUACACGAAUCGCAAGGUGUGGCUCAACGAACUCAAUUGUAGCGGUACAGAAGAAAGUUUGUGGGACUGUCCUGGCUGGCCGGCUCCAGGGCUAAGCUUUUAUCUGAAACCAACUGUGAAAAAGAUCAAAUGUUCAAAUAAUGUCAAAUUAAGCCUAACUGAACAUAGGUGUGCGGGAGCUGUGCAGUUCUCCACACAGCAGGAAACUGGUUACUUUUGUGGGGACAACUGGGAACAAAAAGAUGCCGAGCUGUUGUGCAAGAGCCUCAACUGCGGAGGAUUCAAAGAGUUUCCAAACCCUGAGUGGAUGACUGAGAAUGAUUUCCAUAAAUCAAUCAAGAUGAAGAUAAAUUGUUCCGGCAUUGAUCCGGUAGAUCAUCUGUGGCAGUGUGCAACUGAAACAUCUUCAACGUGCAAAAACCCUGCCUUUGUUGUAUGUGAAGCUUACAAGAGAGUGCAGCUCAAAGGAAACAAGACAAAUCUUUGUUCUGGGUUGCUGGAGUACGAAGAUGAUGGCAAGUGGAAACCUGUUGAAAGCAGCAAAGAAACAUGGAGAAACGGUGCAGAAACAUGGUGCCAACAAAUGCACUGUGGUGGUGGUGUGUCUGCUGUCCCUGCUAACGACACAAAGUCUCCUAAAAGCCUACGGAUCACAUGCGCGGACAAAGUAGAGGUUGUUCUGGUGGACGGAAAUAAGGAAAACAAGUGUUAUGGAUCAGUCAGUAUUAAAGUGAAUAGUAUAAAUAAGCCUGUGUGUGCCUCCACCUGGACUGACAUGGAAGCUAAAAUGGUCUGUGAUGAGUUAAAAUGUGGCAAAAUGAUAAGCAUGUUUACAAGGAGUGGGGAAGGUGGAGCAAUGGAUUAUGUGAAAUGCACCGGCAGCGAAUCCUCACUGUGGCACUGCAAUGCCAAGUACAGCAAAGACGGCAAUAUAGUCUGUUCAACCACUCCUUAUGUUGUCUGUGCAGACAGCAUCGAUGUGAAACUGGCGGAUGGUCCUGGAAGAUGUGCUGGAAGAUUAGAAGUCUACCAUGAAGGCCGGUGGAAGAGCGUCAACAGCAAGACUUCGAAACCAGGGUAUUCAGAUCUUGUCUGCAAACAACUGGGUUGUGGAACUACAAGAUCUGUAGGUGUUAAAAAAUUCAGUAAGGGCUCUGGAGAUUUUUUAAGCUUAAGCUGCAAAGCAAACCCUCAAGACAUAUCUGACUGUAUUAAAACCGUCCAAAGCAACCAACGUGAUGAACAGGAUGCUGUGGGAAUAAUCUGUGAGGAGCACGAGCUGGUUUUUCUGAAAGGAAACAAAUCCUGUUCUGGCACCGUGAUGAUUGAACAAGGAGACAGAAAUUACUGGCUUUCAGGGUCCAACGAGACAUGGAACCAAGAGUCAGCAAACACGGUGUGUCAGCAGAUGCACUGUGGAAAUGCCACCAACUAUACGUCUGAGCAUAGUAAUGAUAAGAAUAAAGAUGUUUGGCAUAAAUCCUACAACUGUUCAUCCACCAAAAACUCUUUAUUCGAAUGUGACAACUACACCUCCCUUCCAUCUGACCACAAUCAGACCAUCGCCUAUGUCGAUUGUUCAGGAGAAAUCUAUAUGUACCUGAGUAACACCUGCUGGGGGACUGUCAACAUUAGGGCAGAAGAGAAGUAUGGAGGUUUGUGUGCAGACACCUGGACGGAAGAAAGGUCUAAAACGCUGUGCUCGAGUCUGGACUGCGGGGCUAAGGUCUUACCAGCCAUAAGACAACCAGAUAGAAUAAAACCCAUGUUCAUGAGUUUGCACACCACAAAUCAUACCACCGACCUGAGCCAGAGCAACUUUGUGAAAACGAAGGAUGACAAAAGCAGUUGUACGCCAGCUUACGUUGUCUGUGCAGGUAGCAUCAAGCCCAGCUUUAGUUCCAACCGGGACAAAUGUUUUGGAAAUGUUGAGGUGUAUUAUGAGGGCAAAUCGAUCCCAGUGUCCUCAGAAGCUCUUAAAGACAAAACAACUCAAGACGCCAUCUGUAAGGAGCUGAAAUGUGGAACGGCUGUCAAGACUCUUCCCUACUUUGGGCCUACAUCUGCAGUGAAUCAAGUCGUUACAACACUGAAAUGUAGCAGCAGUGACGCUUCUUUAUCCGCUUGUGACAUCUCAGUUCAGAACAAUCCGACUGGACAAAUCAGUCUAGCAGGCCUCCAAUGCUCUGAAUGGAGGACGAUAGUAUUGGAAGUCCAGGACACUUGCAAAGGAGAUGUGGUCGUCUACUCAAAGGAAAGGCGAAGUCUCAUGUCCAGUCAUAACUGGACACACAGUCAAGGGCAGAGGCUUUGUGAGGACAUGACAUGUGGCAGUUUGCUAACAAAUGAAACUCAAAGGAAGCGAAAUCGUCUCCCUCUCUGGAACAGAACCUUCAGCUGCCCAGCUAAAAGUAAACUAAAAAGCGUCUGGGACUGUGAAACAGAGACCCCUGCACCCUCACAAAACCAGGCGCUCCAUAUUGAAUGUAAAGACACGUCAAAGGUCACCCUUUCAGGGACCUGCAGCGGAGAAGUGAGGAUAAAUAACAUUGAAAUAUGUGCACAAAACUGGGAAAUAGACUAUGCUCACAGGGUUUGCCAAGAAAUGGAUUGUGGCAAUGCCAUAUCAAACGAUACAUCUAAAAAAGCCCAGCCUAGACAGAAAUAUUUCCAUGUCAGCUGUGAUGAUCCCCAUUACAGGCUAGGUCAGUGCAAGAGAGUUCAGGGAGAGUGUAAGACUGGCCUGGUGUCUGUUUUCUGUAUUGGCAAUGUCAAAUUCAACACUACGGAAAAAUGUGGCGGAGUGAUUAAAGUGAAUUAUCGCAAUAAGUGGGAAAAUGUGUGCUUCGAGGAGUUUCCUACAAAUUUACUGAACAUGCUGUGUCAGAAGAUUAAUUGCCCCAGCAAAAAGCCAGAAACAACAGCUCAAUUAACAAAUACGGCCAUAGAAACAAGCCUGGUGUGUCCCAGUGGAUACGAUGUUAAUGAUAUCAGGUACUGUGUCAAAAACCAGUCCUGUACUGGGAAGAGACUAGCUACCAUCUACUGUGACGGCUAUGAGAGGAUUUUAAACAGUCCAGAGGAACCACCCACACCUACAGUGCCUAUUAUUCUAGGUGUUGGAGUCCUUCUGAUUGUGGUGAUAAUAAUUGUUAUAUAUGUACGAUACUACCUAAGCAGGAGAGCAAAGAAAAAACGAUUCCCAUCAGGAAUGUUGCCAGAGGAAGACAUGGAGUUUGAAAGUGGUAAAUAUGAAGAUGUAUACAAUUCAGAUGAAAUGGAAGACCUCAGUCAAGGCAAAUUCCAACCUGAAGCUGAAUUCAUAAGGGAUAAAGAUGUGCAUAGCAUUUCCUCUAUUCCUUAUGAUGAUAUCGAUGAGGUGGUUGAGUCUCAACCCCUGACCUCUCAAGGCUCGAUUGCUGCUGGCCCAAGAGACAACAACAUGCGUGAAGGCGUCCUUAACCUAAGUGAUGAUGGUAUAAAUUACGAAGUGGAUGAGUCACAAGAGAAUUACGACGACAUUGACGCCUGCCCUGAGGUCGGCCAGACUACAGCUGAAGUCCACGAAGGGACCAGAACAACGCCCGCGAGUGAUGCAGCAGCAUUUCAAGACCGUGUGCAGAAAGAUGACAAUUAUCUUGUGCCGGGCCAAGAUGGGUGAGCGAAGUUUGGUCAAAAUUCAACUCAAACAAAACUCAAUCUGGGCAAUAGAAUUCUUUCAAACCCCAACUUUCAGAUUAUUCAAUCCAACAGAUAAAUGAUGAAAUGACCAAAAUAAAUCUAGAAACAGGGAGUAAUAUGAAGAGAAAUGCUUGCUGUAUUAUAUAAUUUUGAUCUAUAUAUAUAUAUACCCAUAGUCUGUUUGUAAUUAUAGAUUUUUUUUCAGCAAUGCUCAAAGUUUUGUAUGAAAUUGCUUUUGAAUUAUCAGAUGUACUUGUUUGAAAACUAUUUUAUGUAAAUACAACAAGUGGCCUUUGUUGGCACAAUAUUAUAUGAUUCCUAUUUGCAUCAAGGAAACUUGACCAAUUUCUUUUAGCUUACACAAAAGCUAACCAGGCAACAGUGGGGGCAGCAGAGCAUUCUAGCCAUUUCAUUUUACAUUCUCUUUACUGGGAAAAUAGCACGACCUGGCAUCCAGGAAAAAGUACCAAUCAGACAGAGCCAGGCUAACCAUUCCAAUUAUUUCUCAAGUUUGUGCUAAGCUAAGCUAACUAGCUGGUAAGUUGCUAGUUGCCGGCUCAGAUAAGACUAUAGCAACUAAGUUACUCCCUCCAGGAAGUCCUGGUCAAGAUGGCAAAAAGUUUCAAAGUGGCUGUUAGCACUAUGCAUCUUGGUACGGCACUUCUUUUAAUCUACGUCUUUUCCGCCCUCUGUGUUAUUUUUGUUAAUAACAUUUGAAAUAACUUUCUAUGGAAAAUUUUGUUGGCUUGCUCAGUAAGUGUUGAUUAUGUGACUUUAACAUUUAUCCUGGAAAUGUGUCACUUGUCUUCAUGUCAUAGUCUGGGCAACACACAACACUUUACAAUGAUUUCUGUCUGUAAACAAUGUUCCAUAAAACAUACUGCAAAUAUUUGGAGUUCAGUUUCUCAUAGUUGACAUAAGUCUGCUUUUCUGUUUACCAUAAAAGUUUAGCUUUUCGAAUGUAGCCUACUGUUUAAAACAUAAGUGAAAAUUAUUCAAUACUGUAGAUGCUGUUAAAUAUGCUUUGUUGGUCAGAAAAUGCGGUUAUCUGAUAAUGACUAUUUUUAAAGAUGUUUCUUUUAUGCUGUGUUAUGUGUUUUUAUUCAUAUUUCAUUAAUGCAAAGCUGUUGUUUGCUUUUUUAAACUAUGUUAUUCCUUUGGUUAAUUCAUUUGGUAUGUUGUUUCACUGAAGCAAUGAACAACAUGGUCAGGUGAACUAAGCUUUAAAAUGAAUGUUUUAAAUGUUAAAUGUUUAACGAAGUCAUGUUUGAUUUAUGUUAUCAUUUUGUGCUAUCACAUCAUUAAAAAUCUUUGUCCACUG